AUGGGAAGUGUUCUUCGUGUCACCGUGAGCCACAUGCCUUGGUCCUUGCCAGAUGAGGUUCUGCUCCAGGUCUUUGGACCAUACGGCGGCAACAAGGUGUUUGUUCUGGAGAGGACAAGUUAUUGUGUUGCGGCCUUCCACCUGCAGCAGCGGGGUGCAGGCCACCAAGACCGCGUCUCCGGAUGUUCCAACGCCGCCACCAGCUCCGCCCACGCCUGCAGCGCCCUCGGGUCGCAUCCCUGCAUCAGCUCGCGUCCCUGCGGUCGCUGCGACUCUGACCCCGUUGUCACUGUCGACUACUUCGCCGAUGUGCUCCGCCCUAACGACGACCACGACACCAGCUGCGCCGCCCACGCCUGCAGCACCCUCGGUCGCGUCCACAGCUUCCACUACAUUUCCUGCCCCGACACCAGCCGGACCGCCCACCACAGCAGCUUCAGCGGUUGCGUCCGCGCCGGCCCUCUUCAGCGCAACGGCCGCGAGCAACCCCGACUGUUUCGGUGCGUCGUCGCCUCCACGCGCCGCCGCAGCCAUCUUCUUCCGGCUUCCAACACCGGAUUCCCUCACCGCGAAGAAGAAAAUCGCCAAGAAGUCGGUUCGGGCGCGCAUCUCCCUCGGCGUCGGCCAGGAGGCGUCGCUUUCCACCCGGCUGCGUCGCACCAACGUGUUCCCAAUCCGUACCAAGGCUGGGAGGGUCGAAUGUCGGAGCGAGAGGAAGAAGGCACUGACGACGCCGCGGAGCAAGGUCGUUCGGCCCAACAGACGACCUCCACGCCUUCGGGUCUAGGGGCUGGGCAUGCGGCCUCGGCCACGAAGGCGCGCUCUGCGUCACGGGAAUCGCCGGCCGCGUCGGCGCCGUCGUCAUCACCGGAGGAGCGGGCGCGGCUCAACGCCGUCGCGCGCCUGCGUAGGCCGCCCGCCGCGCGUGCGAGCACAAUGCUCGACGAUGGAGAAGCGAGGCCUCAGCACCACGGCCUCGACUGCGAGGCGCGCGUCCUGGCGCGUCAUGAAUGGCAGCGGCGACCGACACCUACCACGGCAAGGACUCCACCAACCCCCAUGCCACUCCAGUACAAGUCCUCGGCGGUCGUUGCAUCAGCUUGGAGCAAACCUGCUGUUGUCUCCAUGAAGGCCUUGGAGGUGUUUGACAGAAUGUCAUGCAGGUAUAUAGCCACUCUACAGCCAUCUCAGUUGAUUGAGGUUCUUCUGUUGGGUAGCACCACCAAUUUUCAUGAGGGCCUGAAGCAAUUUGAGAAAAGGGUUGAGCCGCUUGAUCAUAUUGUUCGGUUUGGAGCAUACUCUGGUGGGCAUCCAUGGUUAGCUGUUGAGCUACUGAAUAUGUUUCUAGUUAUGGAAGGGUGCAGCUACUAUCACUUGGAUGUUAGUGAGCAGAAGCAGGCGUACUGGAAUGAUCAGUUGGAGCCUCUUGGUUCACCACAUCUGCAAUUAGAAUUGCCAAGUGCAAAAAUUUCAGCUGACACCAUGGCGGUUAGGUGGGUUCAGUUCAAGGAAGCAUGA
Molecule: messenger RNA, 1518 nt
Organism: Miscanthus lutarioriparius
Lineage: Eukaryota; Viridiplantae; Streptophyta; Magnoliopsida; Poales; Poaceae
Source: the annotation of a GenBank genome assembly